CGGUCCUCGGAGCGCUCUUCGCCCCAAUACCAGCGCGAUUUGCAGCGAACGGCCGCGCGAAACGUUACGCGGACAACGUACUUGAACGCUUUCGCGAUACAAAACGUACUUGACGACGGGAUUUUAAACUGAAAACGGACAUUCGAUAUUUGAAAUUGUGAAUAAGAAACCGCGUUCGGAUAUUGCAGUGUUGCAAUUUUAAUGGACAUAUACGGCUAAGUUUUCAAAUGGACUCGGUAUUUGAAAUUUAAAACAUUAAAAUUGUUUUAAUUUGUGUAAAUUAAUUACUGUAAUCAAUCUUUAGACUUGUAAGUUACGUAACGAGUGCUAUGGUGCUAAAAGUGACAAUUAACGUGCUAUAAAAAUAAAAAGGUGUCAAACUAUCAUCGAAACACUUCGCUAUGGACAAUAAUUUAGAAAAAUUUGCAUAAACAAACUUCUAAUUAGCCAUUUUGAAUUCCAGCCAAUUAUCAAUGCAUAAACUCAAAACACAAAUCAAAUGACGUUAAAAAUGUUUAUAAUCGCGAUUCAAGCGUAAAAGUGAGAUGCAAUCGAGUAGAUGAAAUGAAGACUUCGCUCGUAUGUGAUCGGGCUGAAGCCGCGGAGAGCGGCGGUAAAGGGAGAAUAUCAUUUAGUGUUGACUCCCUGUUGGGCAGUAAAACAGAAGCACCUAAAGAAACUGUAGACACGAGUAGCGUUGACGCCGAGAGUGCAGUCGACAGCGAUGAUAGCGACGUUGAUAUUGAAGACGUCGAAUCCAAUGCUGGCGAUGAAAGAGACGAAAGGGAGAGUAAUAAUGAUGGAGAGGAAAUGGAAAGCAGAACCGGAGUUGUUGUUCCACAGCCGCUGUUGCCGCGGUUGUACCAAGGCCCAGCGCCGCCGGCGUGGCCUUUCGGAGCGUUUCCCUGGAUGGCACCGAACCCAAUGUUCAGAGCUGGAUCUCCAAACACGGGUGCUCCAAGUGGUCCUCCGGUGGUGCGUUGUCAGCUCCGCAAGCAUAAACCGAACCGCAAGCCGCGGACGCCCUUCACUACGCAGCAGCUACUGGCAUUGGAGAAGAAGUUUCGAGACAAACAGUAUCUUAGCAUCGCUGAAAGAGCCGAAUUCUCCUCAUCGUUGAGACUCACUGAGACACAGGUAAAAAUUUGGUUCCAAAACAGACGGGCCAAAGCGAAACGUUUGCAAGAAGCUGAAAUAGAAAAACUCAGGUUAUCCGCGAGGCCACUUCUCCCGCCAUCGUUCGCGCUCUUCGGAGGUGGGGGAGCACCGCCGCUGUUCGCAGCAAUGGCCGCCGCAACCAGACCGCAGCUAAGCUUCCUCGGAGGUCCACCGACACAUCAGCACGCGAUCAACAUGAACAUAUUGAAUUCAUUGCAGCCACAUUGACAGCAACAAAGCGCGGGAACGCGUUAUUACAAACAUCCGCCAUCUUAGAUGUAAUGUCACGUUUGUCAAAGAGUAAUCAUUCGAGACAGAUCGGAUAAAGAUAAGUCAGAUUUUAAUAAAACGUAUUUUGUGAUUUUAACAUCCAUAGAAGAAGAUAUCUUUUGUUUAGUAGUAAUAUAAUUAAAAAUAGAGUUGAAAAUUCGUACCAUUUCAUCAAGACUUAACUUAAGGAACUGAAACAUUCAUAAAUAAACUGUGCCAGAUUCUACAAGAACCUUUAAUCGACAUGUCUACUCUUCUAUAUGUCACAUCUAAUUGUUGUAUAUAACAUAUAUUAAAAAAGUAAAAGACGUAUUUUUUUUUUGAAGAGAAAUAAAAUUUUCCCUUUAAUUCGUGUGCAAUUCAUCUAAGAAUAUUUUCCCACAGAUGGUAAAAUUAGUAAAAAAGUAUUUGUAAAAUUACUGUUUAAAAAAUCAAAUUAUGUCUGCAAUUCCUAAUUUAAACUUUAAAAAUAUUUGUCAUAAUCUGUAUGCUCAAAUCUAUCUCAAAACUUAUCUUAUUAUAAAUUCAAAUAAAAUGCUAUAACGUGCAUACUAUUAUAUCAUAAAUUACUUACAAAAUUGCUAAAAGUCAAAGAGUGUAUAGAAUUAUUAAAGAUCUAAUUUAACAAAAUAAAUGUCUAGUGUAUGCAUAUUCAGAAGAAAAAAAUACAAAUCUUUUUAUAAUUUAAAAAUGUUGAAACGCAAAUUGUUUUUAAUUUUUACGACUUCGUAAUAUGAUUUAACACAGGCAAGUUCUUUUAUUAUAUUUUUUUAAUAGCUCAAUGUUUUAUCGUUUGCAAUAAACGUUAAAAGCUAUUAUUAAUUAGGAAAAUGUAUUUUUAAUUAUAAUUUCGAACGAUUCAUUUAAUUCCACUUCUAUAAUUAAAAUGAGAAUUGGAACAGAACUCUAUUUCAUUUCAAAUAUGUUAUGAAAUAAAUCGAAAUUUCCGUUACUUUUCGUACAGAAAAAAAUCACUUUUUAUAUUUCGGUUGCAAAAGUCAGCAGUAUUUUAUUUAUAUAAAACUAAUAUGUAUUUACACAGUUCAAUAUGUCCUAUAUUACAUAAGAAUAGGAAUGUAAAUAUAUCAUUUAAUUUAUUGUAUACGUAAGAAUAGAAUAAGUGGAUUAAGCUAUAAUAGAUUUUUUAUUAUAAUUAUUAUGUGUAAAUUGUAACAUCCUGUAACUUAGGCAUUGGUUGGAAUUAGAUUGUUUUGAUUCAUCUAAUUUUAAAGGACAGACUGUAUAUUUGAAAAUAAAUUAAUUUAAACA
Papilio polytes (common Mormon) is the source of this 2697-nucleotide messenger RNA. Its product is annotated as muscle segmentation homeobox-like. The record is from RefSeq and is a predicted model, not a curated record. Gene Ontology annotation, biological process: regulation of transcription by RNA polymerase II; embryonic morphogenesis. Gene Ontology annotation, cellular component: nucleus. Gene Ontology annotation, molecular function: DNA-binding transcription factor activity, RNA polymerase II-specific; RNA polymerase II transcription regulatory region sequence-specific DNA binding. Bases 565 to 1386 code for a protein of 273 amino acids. The transcript is spliced from 3 exons. NCBI's taxonomy places the organism in Eukaryota, Metazoa, Arthropoda, Insecta, Lepidoptera, Papilionidae.